This is a messenger RNA of Notolabrus celidotus (New Zealand spotty), 1055 nucleotides long. It is a transcript of the gene dhfr, whose product is annotated as dihydrofolate reductase. The record is from RefSeq and is a predicted model, not a curated record. Gene Ontology annotation, cellular component: mitochondrion. The coding region runs from base 96 to 665 and encodes 189 amino acids. Gene Ontology annotation, biological process: dihydrofolate metabolic process; glycine biosynthetic process; folic acid metabolic process. NCBI's taxonomy places the organism in Eukaryota, Metazoa, Chordata, Actinopteri, Labriformes, Labridae. Gene Ontology annotation, molecular function: dihydrofolate reductase activity; NADP binding. The transcript has 6 exons.
AAUCGUCACUUCCGGUGCUUCUGUAACAGCUGCUGGCGGGAAGCUUCGUGAUCAGUUCGGUAACGGAUCACAUCAGUCCGGGACCCCUUGAGAACAUGCCCCGUGUGUUGAACGGAAUCGUGGCGGUGUGUCCCGACCUGGGGAUCGGGAUGAACGGAAACCUGCCGUGGCACCCCGUCAGACUCAACAAUGAGUUCAAACACUUCAGGAAGAUGACCUCCACCCCGGCUGUACAAGGAAAGCAGAACGUGGUGAUCAUGGGCAGGAAGACCUGGUUCUCCAUCCCAGAGAAGAACAGACCUUUAAACAGCCGGAUCAACAUCGUCCUCAGCAGACAGUGCAAAGAGCCUCCUGCAGGUGCUCACCACCUGGCUGCAGACUUCAGCUCCGCUCUCAGACUGCUGGACACCGAGCUGGCAGAUAAGGCGGACCAGGUCUGGGUCAUAGGAGGAACCUCUCUCUACAAGGAGUUGAUGGAGAGCCCGGGGAGCAGGAGGCUGUUCGUCACACGGAUCCUGAAGCAGUUUGACUGCGAUACGUUCCUCCCUGAAAUCAGUCCAGAUAAAUAUCGUCUGCUGCCAGAGUUUCCAGGAGUGUCUAAAGAGCUGCAGGAGGAGAACGGCAUCCAGUACAGAUUUGAAGUCUAUGAGAGUAUCGACGAGUGAAGAGGAAUUAUGAGGAACAAAAAACAUACUUCUCUUUUUUUCCUGUUGAAAUUAACUCUGAUUCCAGUCUGAAAGGUUCCUGCUGUAAAGGUGUUUACAGGUACGGGAGCAUGUAUAUAUGAAGAAGUGUAAAUCAAAAACAUGAUGAUACAUGUCACUGUGAUCAGAUACUCUCUCAGGAAUGAGUUUUAAUCUGUCUGCUGGGAGGAACGUGGACCAAACCCACCAUGUGACUCUUGUUGUGGAGUAAAGAGACGAUACUUUUAUCCACUGUCUCUUGUGAUGCUGUUGGUGAUGUAACUCAGCAUGUUUUGUUUCAAUCUGAACAUUCCCAGAAUCCCCUGUGAUCAGCAGGUACGAUGAAUAAAGUGCAUCUACAAGACUUUGAAA